This is a messenger RNA of Morus notabilis, 2337 nucleotides long. RefSeq names its product phospholipase D alpha 4. Gene Ontology annotation, biological process: phospholipid catabolic process; phosphatidylcholine metabolic process. Bases 1 to 2337 code for a protein of 778 amino acids. Gene Ontology annotation, cellular component: plasma membrane. NCBI's taxonomy places the organism in Eukaryota, Viridiplantae, Streptophyta, Magnoliopsida, Rosales, Moraceae. The record is from RefSeq and is a predicted model, not a curated record. Gene Ontology annotation, molecular function: calcium ion binding; D-type glycerophospholipase activity. The transcript is spliced from 4 exons.
AUGGAGGGACCAAAACAUUGUAAGUUUCUCCAUGGAACUCUUGAAGCUACCAUCUUCCAUGCUUCUCCUUACACACCAUCAUUCCCCUUUAAUUGCAUACUUGCAAAUGGAAAGCCUGCAUACGUGACCAUAAAGAUAGACAACAAGAAAGUUGCAAAGACAACCUCAGAACGCGACCGCGUUUGGAACCAAAGCUUCCAAAUCCUAUGUGCUCAUCCUUCCAACUCAACCAUCACAAUAACAUUGAAAACUUCAUGUGCCAUCCUGGGAAAAUACCAAAUCCAGGCUCACCAAAUACUAGAAGAAGCGAGUUUGAUAAACGGCUUCUUCCCUCUUUCGCUCGAAAAUGGAAAGGCGCCUAAUCCCGAACUCAAGCUGCGAUUCUUGUUAUGGUUCAAACCAGCGGAGUUUGAACCAACUUGGGGAGAAAUACUAGACUCUGGUGAUUUUCAAGGCAUGAGGAAUGCUACUUUUCCGCAAAGAUCAAACACCCAUGUCACGCUUUAUCAAGACGCUCACCAUUGCUCAACUUUUCAGCCUCCAUUUGGUCAUUGUGGGACUCCGAGAAGGCUUUGGGAAGAUGUUUACAAAGCCAUUGAAGGAGCAAAGUACUUGGUCUACAUUGCAGGCUGGUCUUUCAAUCCCAAGAUGGUUCUGGUUAGAGAUUCUGAAACGGAAAUCCCACAUGCAAGAGGAGAGAGACUAGGGGAGUUGCUGAAGCGGAAAGCCGAAGAAGGCGUGGCGGUGAGAGUAAUGCUUUGGAACGACGAGACCUCCCUACCACUCAUCAAGAACCGAGGUCUAAUGAGAACCCACGACGAAGAUGCUUUAGCCUACUUCAAACACACCAAAGUUGUAUGCAAAUUGUGUCCAAGACUACACAACAAGUUCCCAACAAUCUUCUCCCACCACCAAAAGACCAUAACGGUGGACACCAAGUCACACAUUGGCACCGAAAGUUUCCCGACGGACCGCGAAAUCAUGAGCUUCAUCGGCGGAGUAGACCUCUGCGACGGGCGGUACGACACCGAGCAACACUCGCUCUUUCGAAGUCUCAACACCGAGUCCCACUGCUCGGAUUUCUACCAAACCAACAUCUCCGGGGCGAGCCUUCAGAAAGGGGGGCCUAGAGAGCCUUGGCAUGACUCUCACGCUUGUGUGACUGGCGAAGCCGCUUGGGACAUCUUAACCAACUUUGAGCAAAGAUGGGCGAAACAAUUGGACCCUUGUUUGUUAGUCCCAACUAGUACACUAACAAAGCUCAUUAACCAAACUUACUCAAAAAAUCAACAUAGGAACUGGAGAGUUCAAGUGUUUAGAUCCAUUGACCACGUGUCAGCCACCCAGAUGAUGAGGAACAUGACCGUUGAGAGAAGCAUACACGAGGCCUACGUGGAAGCCAUAAGGAAAGCGGACAAGUUCAUAUACAUAGAGAACCAAUAUUUCAUUGGGGGGUGUCACUUGUGGGGGAGAGACACGGAUUGUGGAUGUGACAAUUUGAUCCCAAUUGAGAUUGCGCUUAAGAUAGUGAGCAAGAUCAAGGCCAAGGAGCGAUUCGCUGUGUACGUAUUGAUUCCGAUGUGGCCGGAGGGCGUGCCGGAGAGUGAGAGUGUUGGGGACAUUUUGCAUUGGACCAGAGAGACAAUGUCGAUGAUGUAUAAGUUGAUAGGAGAGGCGAUUGAGGAAAGUGGUGGGGGUGAGGGGAUCAGUAAUCCGAGAGAUUACUUGAACUUCUUCUGCCUUGCAAAUAGGGAGAUUGAGGGCGAAGGUGAGUAUGUUGCGCCGCAUUCUCCUCACCCCGGUUCGCAUUAUUGGAAUGCGCAGAAGCAUAGGAGGUUCAUGGUUUAUGUGCACUCCAAACUCAUGAUAGUGGACGAUUCAUACCUCCUCAUAGGAUCCGCUAACAUAAACCAACGAUCCAUGGACGGUGAACGAGACACUGAAAUCGUCAUCGGUUGCUACCAAACCGAUCGAAACAUCAGCAGCAACAACAACGACAACAAUAUCAUCAAAAUAAUCAUCAGAGAUGUUCGUGCAUUUCGAAUGUCAUUGUGGUACGAACACACUGGAGUCACGGACGACACAUUCCAAGAGCCCCAAAGCUUGGAAUGCGUUGAAAAAAUGCGUUCCAUUGGAGACCAAAUGUGGAAUAUUUACAAGGGCGAAGAAGUGGUUGACAUGGAAGGUGUUCACCUUGUGACAUAUCCCAUGAGUGUAACACAAGAUGGUAAGAUUGAGGAUCUCUUAGACGGAGGAGAUUAUAGUCAUUUUCCUGAUACCAAUACUCCAGUCAAAGGGAAGAGAUCCAAAGUCCUACCCCCAAUUUUUACUACAUAA